AUGAUGAUGAAUAACUCUUUAUUACAGCCCUCGUUGCAAACAUCUUGUUCUCCUCCUCCACCUCCACCUAUGAAGAUGUUGAUGAAUGAUCCAUUCGCUUCCUAUACUGGCUCGUACACAUUCCCAUCCAUGGUUGCUAAUAUGCAAUGUAAUGCUAGUCAUUCUCCUACUUGCGCGCAACAGACUUCCAAUCGUACUCAUGCUGCAACUCUAGGCAAUGUCAAGCAAUGUGCAAACUACAAGUGUGGAACAACAAAGACUCCUCUUUGGAGAAAGGGAUGGACUGUUGAAGAACCUUCCUCUAAGAAUGGCUACAAACCAAAGACUGUCUUUUUGUGUAACAAGUGUGGUCUUCACUACCGAAAAGGUCACUAUUGCAAAGAGUGUUUAGAAAUCUUCAAAGAAAGUGAUAUGAGAAAUGAAAAACAAUUUUGGCUCAUUUGUUCUCAUUGCAAUCAAUGGAUUCACAAGAAGUGUAUGAAAGAGACUUGUCAAGAUGAAAGUAAUUAUGUGUGUUGUGAGUGUAAAGAGAACCCAAGUCGUACUCUCACAACGAAACGUAAGAAGAAAUCCACAGUGAGCAAACAAGUCGCUUCUGCCAGUGAAGAAGAAGAAGAAGUAGAGGAAAUUGCAAUUCCAAAGAGAAGAGUUCAACACAAACGUUCCUAUGAAUCCUCUCAAGAAGAGACUGAAUUCAAACCAUCUCAGCCAGCAACUCCUCUGAGAAGAGAAGGAUCCGUAUCUCCAACUUCUCCAAACUCAAUGCCAUUCAAGAAGAGAAUUAAGGGAUCCUUGUCACCAUCAACUUCACCAGAACCCAUGAUGCAACCAUUGAAGAUUUCUAGAAUUUAUUCAAAGAUUGCAUCUGAGAUUGAUGGAUAUACCACUGAGACAUCAUCUCCUACAACAUCUGAGAAUGAAGAAGACUAUUCUCUUUCCUUCUCUCCAAUCAGAAUGCCAAGUGAUGGCCCAAGAGUGUUCUUGAUCAACCAACCAAUGACGAACUCCUCCUCAGCCAUUGACAUGUUGGCAUCGAUUUGUGAACAAAUGCAAUAA
Messenger RNA from Naegleria lovaniensis, 1056 nucleotides. RefSeq lists its product as uncharacterized. The coding region runs from base 1 to 1056 and encodes 351 amino acids. The record is from RefSeq and is a predicted model, not a curated record. NCBI's taxonomy places the organism in Eukaryota, Heterolobosea, Eutetramitea, Acrasida, Naegleriidae. The transcript has 2 exons. Gene Ontology annotation, molecular function: zinc ion binding; sequence-specific DNA binding. Gene Ontology annotation, biological process: regulation of DNA-templated transcription.